Molecule: messenger RNA, 567 nt
Organism: Arctia plantaginis
Lineage: Eukaryota; Metazoa; Arthropoda; Insecta; Lepidoptera; Erebidae
Source: the annotation of a GenBank genome assembly
AUGUUUCAAGUGAUAAAACGCGCGGCGAGUUUGCCUAAAACUCAUCUGCUUAAAUCAGCUCCUGCGUUUUCAACAUGCCCUGUGCGCUUCGAUAAUGACGUUUAUAAUCGCAAAGAGGCUCCCAAGAUUGACAACGAAACUGUACUCUCGUUACCUGAAGAAGCUCGACAUAAUGCAGCUUUGGAAUCAACCAUCACUGUCCCUGCCAAGGUGGAUCUGACUCCUAUCAGCGGUGUUCCACCAGAGCACAUCAAAUCACGUCGUGUUCGCAUCUACCAGCCUGCUAAGAAUGCCAUGCAGAGUGGCACCAACAACAUUAAUCAUUGGGAGAUGGAAUUCGACAAUCGCCAACGUUGGGAAAAUCCCCUGAUGGGAUGGACUUCCUCUGGAGAUCCACUUUCUAAUAUGAAAGUUCAAUUUAGAAACCCUGAGGAAGCUAUCGAACAUUGUGAGAAAAAUGGAUGGUGCUGGUACAUUGAUACUCCAAAGAUACAGAAACCAAUGAAACCCAAGAGUUACGGUGUUAACUUCUCCUGGAACCGUCGCACUAGGGUUUCCACUAAGUAA